AUGACAAUAUCUACUUUCGAUCACGUGUCUGCGGGGCGACUUAGACGGAUUGCGCGUCAUCUCGCCUUCCCAAAUUUUCCCCUUCUGCUGCAGCUCGUAUCCAAAACAUCUAUCUAUAGUACGGAGUACGAGAGAGAGAGAAAGAUGUUUAACUCGGUGAAUCUGGGCAACUUCUGCUCCCAGACGCGCAAAGACCGGACAUCCGAGUUUGGGGACAGGACAGGCUGCGCGUCCAACAUCUACCUCCCCAGCUGCACCUACUACGUCCCCGAGUUUUCUGCCGUCUCCUCGUUUCUUCCACAGGCCCCGUCCCGGCAAAUCAGCUACCCUUAUUCCACAAAUCUGUCUCAAGUGCAGCCGGUACGGGAAGUUUCAUACGGCUUGGACCCUGCAAGUAAAUGGCACCACAGAAGCAAUUAUGCAUCGUGCUACUCGGGAGAGGAUCUGGUGCAUAGGGACUGUCUUCCACCAUCCACCAUGACAGAAAUGCUUAUGAAGAACGAGAGUGUGUACAGCCACCACCAUCACCAUCACACCCAUCCGGGCUCCAAUCACCCCUCCACAGGUUUUUACUCCGGCGUGGGGAAAAACAGCGUCCUUCCGCAAGGUUUCGACCGCUUUUUUGAGACCGCAUACUGCAGCAGCACGGACAAUCAGUCAGACAGUUGUUUACAAAAGGGCGAGGGGGGAAAGCUGGAAAGCGAGUCCCAGCAGCAGCAGCAGCAGCAGCCGAUAGCCUCUGUACCCGGAGCUCCGGAGCAGGAGAAAGACCCAGAAGAUGAGGGGGAACAUACAAAUUCAGGCUCAUGCACUUCUUCCUCCGCUACAACCAAGGACGGCACCGCCAACAAGAGCAGCCACUCGACCACUCCUCGCACACGGAAGAAGAGGUGUCCUUAUUCCAAGUUUCAGAUUCGGGAGCUGGAGCGGGAAUUCUUCUUUAAUGUUUACAUCAACAAAGAGAAAAGGCUUCAGCUUUCGCGAAUGCUAAACCUCACCGACCGCCAGGUUAAAAUUUGGUUUCAGAAUAGAAGAAUGAAAGAGAAGAAGCUGAGCAGAGAUCGCCUCCAGUACUUCUCUGGGAACCCCCUAUUGUGA
This is a messenger RNA of Anoplopoma fimbria (sablefish), 1098 nucleotides long. It is a transcript of the gene hoxc11a, whose product is annotated as homeobox C11a. NCBI's taxonomy places the organism in Eukaryota, Metazoa, Chordata, Actinopteri, Perciformes, Anoplopomatidae. Gene Ontology annotation, biological process: regulation of transcription by RNA polymerase II; anatomical structure development. Bases 1 to 1098 code for a protein of 365 amino acids. The record is from RefSeq and is a predicted model, not a curated record. Gene Ontology annotation, molecular function: RNA polymerase II cis-regulatory region sequence-specific DNA binding; DNA-binding transcription factor activity, RNA polymerase II-specific. Gene Ontology annotation, cellular component: nucleus. The transcript is spliced from 2 exons.